Molecule: messenger RNA, 551 nt
Organism: Capsella rubella
Lineage: Eukaryota; Viridiplantae; Streptophyta; Magnoliopsida; Brassicales; Brassicaceae
Exons: 2
Coding region: 105-536 (143 amino acids)
Source: RefSeq, a predicted model, not a curated record
CGCCAACUCUCUAUCAUCUCUCUCUUUCUUCCUUUUCUCUGUUCCAUCAUUUUCUUUUGGCUCUCUUCUUGAUUUCUCUGAAACUUUUUAACUGAGAUAUUGACAUGAAUGAAUCAAGGAGAAUCAUAUUCGGUUUCUCAUUCUUAUUCAUCAUCUUGAUCUCCGGGGUUGCUGCAGAUGGAGAAGACAGCGAUGGUGCCGCAACAAAAGAAGAGAAACCGUCACUUAUAAAGAUCAUAUGUGGGAUCUUUGGCAAGAAAUUCCCUCCGAGUUCUUGGGAAUUGAUUCAAGGUGCGAUGCAUAAGAUCCAGAUGAAGCUUUACCCACCCAAUCUAGAUUUCAGAAGCAACAGUGACAAAAACAAGAGAGAGGAGGAAGAUAAAGGAGAGAAAGUGAAAGAAGCAGCAACUAGGAGUCUCGAAGUAAGCAAAGAAGCAAUUGAAGAGUCUGCAAAACUAGCAGGAGAUGUUGUAGGUGAAGUAGUUCACAAAACAGCUGAGAAAGUUACAAAAGAAACCUCACAUGAUGAAAUGUAAUCAUCCACCAAGAUU